Molecule: messenger RNA, 2970 nt
Organism: Quercus lobata
Lineage: Eukaryota; Viridiplantae; Streptophyta; Magnoliopsida; Fagales; Fagaceae
Product: Pentatricopeptide repeat (PPR) superfamily protein
Exons: 3
Coding region: 94-1881 (595 amino acids)
Molecular function (GO): mRNA binding; protein binding
Source: RefSeq, a predicted model, not a curated record
CUUUCUUUUCUUGUUUUUUCCCUCUUAUUAAAACGUUUAGAAAUAUUCUUUCGUUCAAAACAGAGGGGAGAGCGAGAGAUAACUACUAUCAGAAUGAAAAGCAAAGGCAUGACCACCCUCAAGCUCUCAAGAACAACACACCACUCCUUCUCUUCAUCUUCAGCCUGGUACAAGUACACUCCUCCACCAUCACCUCACCAAGAAGACCCUGUACUCUCAGCAAUCUCUAAAGCCAUUCUCAACUCCAAAACCAAGCCACUCCACCACUCCUCUCUCAGAAACCUCCUCACUUCUCUCACACCCCAACAUGUUAUCAACCUCAUCAACCACAACCCCUACUCUCUCUCUCCACACUCUCUCCUCUCCUUCUUCCAAUGCCUCUCUUCUCACCCCACUUUCCGCCACACCCUCCAUUCCUAUUGCACCAUGGCCCACUUCCUCUGCUCCCACAACAUGUUUCCUCAAGCUCAGUCACUCCUCCACUUCCUUGUCUCUCGGAAAGGCAAGGACUCGGCUUGCUCUGUUUUUGCUUCCCUCGUCGAAACCAAAGGUACCCAUUACUCCGAUUCUGUGUUUGAUGCUUUGAUGAUUGCGUAUACGGAUAAUGGUUUUGUUUCUGAUGCUAUUCAGUGCUUUAGAUUGGUUAGGAAGCAUAAUUUUCGAGUCCCAUUUCGAGGGUGUGGGUCUUUGCUUGAUAAGAUGAUGAAGUCGAAGACAGCCUCAUCGGCUUGUGCGUUUUAUAUGGAGGUUUUGGAUUGUGGGUAUCCACCAAAUGUGUGUAACUUCAAUGUUUUGAUGCAUAAAUUGUGUAAAGAGGGUAAAAUUAGGGAAGCCCAGCUUGUGUUUGAGGAAAUUCCGAAGUGGGGUUUGCGUCCCACGGUUGUUAGUUUCAAUACUUUGAUUAAUGGGUAUUGUAAGUGUGGGGAUUUAAAGGAGGGGUUUAGGUUGAAAAGGGUUAUGGAGGAGAGUAAAAUGCAUCCUGAUGUUUUUACUUACAGUGUUUUGAUUCACGGGUCGUGUAAGGAGGGUAGCGUGGAUGAUGCAAAUAGGUUGUUCGAUGAAAUGUGUGAGAGGGGGUUGGUUCCAAAUGAUGUUACUUUCACGACAUUGAUUGAUGGGCAAUGUAAGAAUGGGAGAAUUGAUCUGGCUAUGGAAAUUUAUCAGCAAAUGUUGGGGAAAGGUGUGAAACCUGAUUUGAUUACGUAUAAUACACUCAUCAAUGGACAUUUCAAGAUUGGAGAUUUGAAAGAAGUGAGGAACCUUGUUGAUGAGAUGAGUGCGAGGGGAUUGAAGCCUGACAUGAUCACAUACACUAUUCUUAUUGAUGGGAAUUGCAAGGAAGGAGAUUUAGAAUCAGCCUUAAAGAUUAGGAAGAGAAUGAGUGAUGAAGGGAUUGAACUUGAUAAUGUGGCUUUCACAGCUCUUAUUUCAGGGCUGUGUAGGGAAGGAAGAGUUGUUGAUGCAGAAAGAACAAUGACGGAGAUGUUGAGUGCUGGUAUGAAACCUGAUGAUGCAACAUAUACCAUGGUCAUGGAUGGUUUUUGUAAGAAGGGUGAUGUUAAAAUGGCUUUUAAGUUGCUUAAAGAAAUUCAGAGUGAUGGCCAUGUUCCAGGUGUUGUAACAUAUAAUGUACUUAUGAAUGGCCUUUGUAAGCUAGGGCAGAUGAAAAAUGCAAAUAUGCUCUUAGAUGCUAUGCUUAAUUUGGGGGUGGUUCCAGAUGAUAUUACAUACAACAUUUUGUUAGAAGGGCAUUGCAAGAAUGGAAACCCAGAGCAUUUUGAUAAAUUACGAAGUGAAAAAGGCCUUAUUUCAGAUUACGCUUCUUAUACUUCAAUAGUUAAUGAAAUCAAUAAAACUUUAAAGGAUCGCCAAAGGAGAUGAUUACCGUAUCUCUUGGAAAAAUUACAAGUAUCAAGGCUAGUUGGCUCAAUAGACUGGUGAAGGCCAGUCUGGAACAUGAACAUGGGAGACUCAGAUGAUUUCUUUACUUUCCAUCUGCUAAGAGAACAAAAAUGAAUAGAGAGACUUAAGAUGAUUGCCAUCGUAGAUAUGGUUUUCAGUCAUGGACAUGGUUGCAGCUCUCUGACAGAUUUUGAAACAGGAACAGAGAGUUGCUUUCAUUUGGCUGUAUCAUCAAAAUAAGGCAACGUUUCCUUUUGAGCCAAAGACACUAUCUUGAUAAUUUCUUGAUGUGUUUUUUAUUCUAUGUAUGACCAGAAGCACUUUGAGAGAUUUGAUCAUUGUCUCAAAAUUUUCUGAGAUGGAGAAGACUUUCUCUAAACACUCUCAGUUCAUGAGUUUGGUAAAUUAUAAAAACUUGGACCUUCCACAUGAUGUUCUAUCCUUGACAUAUCAGCAACAACAAUUGAUCAAGAUGAGUCGAAUGUUCAAAAGAUCCUAUCUGCAGAGAGUAAAGGAGCAUUGUUGACACUGAAUGCCAACCUUCAAAUUGUGUAGGUAAAGGAGAUACUAGUGGGAGAAAAUGAGCUUGAUCGGUUGAGAGCACACAAGAAAUUUAGUGCAUAACCCCAGAAUUUUGUUUUAUUCUCAUUGAUUUCAAGUUUUGGAUGCUUGAGGGAUGAGUAAUACAAUACGAGUUUUCAAAAAGAGAGCCUCAUUUGACGAAGCUUCUAGGAUGGGGUUCAAAACCCCACCCCGCCCUCUGCUCACAUGCUCUCCAGGGAACCACCAAAAAAUAAAUCUGUAUUGAUGAUGUCUGACGACCGAGUGUUUGACCCAAGAUUGUCCAAUUGCACGUCAAAGCAUAUCAGUCUGGCAAAAAUUGAGCCAUGUCUACGGCUUCCCUGGUUUUCAUAAGCCGUUUGAUACAUCAAAUAGAUUGGAUUGAUGUUAUCAACACGUUUGACUUAAUUGCAAUAGCAAACAUUUAAAAGUCAUUUUAUAUUUAUAUUGUCAUUCCCAUAUCUUAGCAUCCCAUCAACAUAUCAUAUUUCGUUCUCAAUAUAUGCA